This is a messenger RNA of Charadrius vociferus (killdeer), 1449 nucleotides long. RefSeq names its product polypeptide N-acetylgalactosaminyltransferase 12 (gene GALNT12). The record is from RefSeq and is a predicted model, not a curated record. Gene Ontology annotation, cellular component: Golgi apparatus. The transcript has 10 exons. Lineage: Eukaryota; Metazoa; Chordata; Aves; Charadriiformes; Charadriidae. Bases 1 to 1449 code for a protein of 482 amino acids.
AUGGUCGGUUCUGGGCUAAGGCAGACUCUGGGUUCAGCUAAGCGGCCGUCCCCAGCGCGGGCUGUCCUAUGCAAAGAGAAGAAGUAUGAUUAUUACAGCCUGCCGAAAACCUCCGUUGUGAUAGCUUUUUAUAAUGAGGCUUGGUCAACACUUCUGCGGACUGUUCAUAGCGUUCUUGAGACAUCUCCAGAUAUACUUUUGGAAGAAGUUAUCCUUGUAGAUGAUUACAGUGACAAAGAACAUUUAAAGGAGACUUUGGAAAACUACGUGGCUGGCUUACGCAAGGUGCGUCUUAUCCGCGCAAACAAGCGAGAGGGGCUGGUUCGAGCCCGGCUGCUGGGGGCAUCUGUGGCGAAAGGGGACAUCCUGACAUUCCUGGACUGCCACUGCGAAUGCCACGAGGGCUGGCUGGAGCCGCUGCUGGAAAGGAUUGCAGAAGAAGAAUCAGCUGUUGUCUGCCCGGUUAUUGAUGUUAUUGACUGGAAUACAUUUGAGUACUUGGGAAAUGCUGGCGAGCCACAGAUUGGUGGAUUUGACUGGAGGCUGGUCUUCACUUGGCAUGCUAUUCCUGAAAGAGAGCAAAAACUGAGGAAGUCCAAGACCGAUGUGAUCAGGUCUCCAACCAUGGCAGGUGGAUUGUUUUCUGUGAGCAAGAAGUAUUUUGAUUAUCUUGGUUCAUAUGACACAGGAAUGGAAGUCUGGGGAGGAGAAAACCUUGAAUUCUCAUUUAGGAUAUGGCAGUGUGGAGGAAGUCUUGAGAUCCACCCAUGCUCACAUGUAGGUCACGUUUUCCCCAAACAAGCUCCGUACUCACGGUCUAAAGCUCUGGCAAACAGCGUGCGUGCUGCUGAAGUGUGGAUGGAUGAAUAUAAAGAACUUUAUUACCACCGAAACCCACAUGCUCGCCUGGAGCCAUAUGGAGAUGUGACAGAAAGGAGACUCCUUCGAGAGAAGCUGAAAUGCAAGGACUUCAAAUGGUUCUUGGAGAAUGUGUACCCAGAGCUUCACGUACCUGAGGACAGACCGGGCUUCUUUGGAAUGUUGAAGAAUAGAGGGAUGGCAAACUUCUGUUUUGAUUACAACCCUACAAAUGAACACCAGAUAACUGGACACAGGGUCAUAUUGUACCCAUGUCAUGGCAUGGGACAAAAUCAGUUUUUCGAGUACACAUCCCAUAACGAGAUACGUUACAACACCCGACAGCCAGAAAUCUGUGCAGCAGUUGAUUCAGGGACCGACUACUUGACAAUGUACUUGUGUCAAGAAAAUGUCCACAGUAUUCCGGAAAACCAGAAGUUUGUUUUCAGAGAGGACGGUACUUUGUUUCAUCUACAAACCCAGAAGUGCGUAGAAGCCCAGUCAAACGCUCACAAUGGUAACCCAGCACCAUUAUUACGACCUUGUACCAACUCGGACUACCAAAAAUGGUUCUUCAAAGAAAGAAGUUGA